CACCUUGCACUGGCCGAGCAGACCACGGCGGCGGGAGAAGUCGGAGGUGGGGGAGGCGCCGGCGUCGCGUGCUGCUGCUGCUGCGCGGUCGAGGCGCAGCCGUACGUGAAGGCUGCCAGCGACGACACCGCGUCUAGCAAGCUGUAAAGUCUCCCUCACUCUGCCCCCUCCUUUCCCGGAAUCCGCACAUCCACAUCUCUUCAACCUUACUGUUGUCAAGUAGCCGGCAAUGUUCUCUCUUUUCCGCACCACGCGAUUGACGUCUCGUAGCCGGCAAUGUUUUCUCUUUUCCGGGCCACUUUCAAGUCUCCCCCAUGCUACCUGUGAUUUGAGAUCAUUAAUACAGCAGAUUACCAGUAGAUCUUUGCUAUAUAAUUGAUCAUAGUACAGCAGAAUGUUAGCUGUACAAAUAAUCUCAGAUCCAGAAAUAUAGUAGCACGCAUAUAUAUAUAUAGUGGCACCACAAGCUAGCACCCUACAAACUUUGGAGAGCUGAAGGCCUUGCUCGUACUGAUAAUGAAGAGGGGGCACUGAUCUUUGUUCUUUGAGGGUUAGGGGAUGACUGGGAAUUCAUUGAGGCUACUAGUUAGCAACACUGCAGUGGCUUGGUACGUCUGCUAACCAAGUGCUAUAAAGGACAAAUAUACCAAUAAGAUUGGAAAGCGACAUGAUAACUUCAUUAAUCCUCUCUCUUUCUCUUUGCGGGGGUAAAUCCACUAAGGACUAGAUGAGCAUACUUGUCGACUUUGAGCUCAAGUCGUCGUAAUUUGUCUCAGGAAGUCUCUAUUUCAAGCCGUUCCUGACAGGUUUCAGCCACAUGCUUUGUUUUUGUUAGUUCAUUCCAUGAGUGGAAGGACGAACGGAUUGCUCACAGCUCUGGUCCUUUGUUACUUCACCAUUUCCAACAUAGUUGGGCAGGCAAGUUCAUGCAUCCCCGAGGAGCGAGAUGCGUUGCUUGCCUUCAAGGCAGGUGUUGCCGAUCCAGGUGAUAAGCUGCGUUCCUGGCAACACCAAGAUUGCUGCAAUUGGAAUGGGGUGGCCUGCAGCAACAAGACCCUACAUGUCAUCAGGCUGGAUGUCAGCCAGUAUGGUCUCAAAGGGGAAGGGGAAAUCAACUCAUCCUUGGCUGCUCUGACGAGGCUUGCAUACCUUGAUCUGAGCGACAACAAUUUUGGUGGGCUGGCCAUUCCAGAAUUUGUAGGCAGCUUCAAGAAGUUGAGAUAUCUUGAUCUUUCACGUGCUUACUUUGGUGGGAAGGUCCCUCCCCAGCUCGGUAAUUUGUCAACCUUGGAGCAUAUUGAUCUCAAUUCCUUCGGUUCAUCACCUACAAUCCGACUGGACAGCUUCCUUUGGGUUUCUCGCCUUACAUUACUUACAUAUCUAGAUCUUGGUUGGGUGUAUCUCGCUACAUCCUCAGACUGGCUGCAAGCUCUUAGUAAGCUUCCUUCUCUUAAAGUUCUUCACUUGAAUGAUGCAUUUCUUCCUGCCACCGACUUGAAUUCUGUUUCUCAUGUCAACUUCACGGACCUUACGGUACUGAAUCUUACAAACAAUGAGCUCAAUUCUUGUCUGCCAAAUUGGAUUUGGGGGCUGAAUUCUCUGUCAUAUUUGGACUUGUCAGGCUGUCAACUUUCGGGCUUAAUUCCUUACAAGAUAGAAAAUCUGACCUCCCUUGAAUUGCUUCAGUUGCGGAAUAACCACUUGAAUGGAGAAAUACCACAGGCUACGCGUAGGUUGUGCAGCUUAAAAUACAUUGACUUGUCUAUGAACAGUUUAUAUGGACAUACUGCAGCAAUGAAGAACUUGUUCUUCUGCAUGAAGCAACUACAUUUUCUCAAUGUUGGCAAUAAUAAUGUAAAUGGAAGUCUAUCUGGUUGGCUUGAGGACUUAACAAGUGUAAGCUAUCUUGACAUAAGUAAUAACUUAUUUUAUGGGAAAGUACCAGAAAGUAUCGGCAAGUUACCAAACUUGACUUAUUUGGAUCUUUCCUUCAAUGCAUUUGAUGGCAUUAUAUCUGAGAUCCACUUUGGCAGUGUAUCCAGUUUGGAAUUCCUAAGUUUAGCAUCAAACAAUCUGAAGAUUGCUAUUGAACCAAAAUGGAUGCCACCUUUUCAACUCAGAGUUCUAGGAUUGCGUGCUUGUCAAGUAGGGCCGUACUUCCCUUACUGGCUGCGUUCACAAACUAAAAUUGAGAUGGUUGAUCUAGGCAGCACAGAUAUCGCGGGCACAUUACCUGAUUGGCUCUGGAACUUCUCUUCAUCCAUCACUAGCUUGGAUUUAUCAAAGAACAGCAUCACUGGUCGAUUGCCAACGAGUUUGGAGCAAAUGAAAGCAUUGAAAGUAUUCAAUAUGAGAUCAAACAAUCUUGUGGGUGGGAUUCCUAGGUUACCAGAUAGUGUUCAAAUGCUGGAUCUAUCGGGGAACCGCUUGUCUGGAAGAAUUCCAACAUAUCUUUGUAGGAUGGCUUUGAUGGAAUCAAUUCUUCUCUCAAGCAACUCAUUUUCAGGUGUUCUCCCAGAUUGUUGGCAUAAGGCUUCACAAUUGCAAACCAUAGACUUCUCAAGGAACAAGUUCCAUGGAGAAAUACCUUCAACUAUGGUUUCUAUAACCUCCCUUGCUGUAUUAUACCUAAGCGACAACGGUUUAACUGGUAAUUUGCCCACCUCCUUGAAAUCAUGCAAUAGAUUGAUCAUUCUGGACCUUGCACAUAAUAAUUUAUCAGGUGAGAUACCCACUUGGAUGGGUGAUAGCCAACAAUCUCUGCUUGUGCUGCUUCUACGGUCAAAUCAAUUUUCUGGAGAAAUACCUGAGCAACUGUUCCAACUUCACGACCUACGUUUAUUGGAUCUUGCUGACAACAACUUAUCUGGUCCUGUACCACUUUCUCUAGGAAGUUUAACGGCUAUGAGUGUAUAUCAGGAGGGUUUUAAGGAAUAUGCUUUCAAAUUUCCACAAUUCAAAUUCACUACUGUUUAUGAUGGCCCUCUUCCACAGGUGGCUGUGCACAUAGCCACUGGUAGUUCAGAUUUUGAUGGUGGUUUACUCCUCCUAUUUAAUACAAACUUUAUCGAUCUGUCUGGAAAUCAACUCACAGGAGAAAUUCCCAAAGAAAUAGGAGCUCUAUCUUGUCUGGUAUACUUGAAUCUCUCAGGAAAUCAUAUAAGUGGUAUUAUUCCUGACGAAAUUGGCAACCUACGGAGUUUAGAGGCACUUGAUCUCUCGCAGAAUGGUUUGUCAGGUCCAAUUCCUUGGAGCCUUGCAAAUUUAGGUUAUCUUGAGGUGCUAAAUUUAUCAUACAACUACCUAUCAGGAAGGAUACCAGCUGAACGUCAAUUUGUUACUUUCUCAGAUAGUAGUUUUUUGGGUAAUGCAAAUCUUUGUGGGCCUCCACUGUCCAGAAUAUGUUUGCAACACAACAUCAAGCAUGAAAACAAUAGGAAGCAUUGGUACAAUAUUGAUGGAGGGGCAUACUUAUGUGCAAUGCUUGGGUUUGCAUAUGGAUUAUCUGUUGUGCCUGCGAUCCUCUUGUUCAGUGCAACAGCAAGAAAGGCAUACUUUCAGUUCACUGACAGUAAACUGGAGGAGUUGCGAACUGUAGUUGAGAUUAAGCUCAAUCGGUUCAAGGCAGGAAGAUGCCGAUCCAUGGAGGCUAGGCGUGUUUCCAACCAGGACUCCAUCACUUGCUACGUGUUGGAAUUUGGAUCCCCAGCCCCUGGUGACUAAAAAUGAUCAAUAUGGUAUUAAUAGUAUUUCAAAUGGCAAUUUGUAUUGUUGUUGAAAUGAGUUUGAGUUCUGGUCAGAAACCUCUAAUGAAGUAUGUCUAUCCAUCGUCGACGAGAACGAUUACCCAGGGAAGAAUCCACCAAGCAUGUAUAAAAACGUGUCAUUUCCUAUAUAUGUAACUGUGCAAACUCUACUAUUCUGUGUGAGUAUGAAUUGUUCUACUUUAUGGCCCUACGAGUGAAGAUGAUGGAUCAUUUUGGAUUUGCUUGCGUUAACCUUUCGAUUCAACUAUUGAUGUCUUUGCGAGUACUUUUUUCGAAAGCAUGCGCUGCACGUUCUUCAUUAAGCGUCAUGGACAGUGUGGUUUCUCCGCCGGACGGCCACGAUCACGAACAGGUUCAGCGCAGAACGGCAUUGGGGUCCGUCCUGGAGCCAAGAGUCCUUCCAGAAUCAUGCGGAUGCCCCUUCGCCAAUGAUCACUGAAACAGAUGCAUGGAACAUGCUUUCAACAUUCUUCUCCGGCUUCGACGGUAGGCGCGCCCAGACUGCGUCCGGCUGAACGCGGCGCAUCCAUUCCCAGCGUAGACGAAGGGCGUACCCCAUGAACCUGAGGUCUGGCAUCCCCAGGCCGCCGAGCUCCUUGGGUGAGCAUACCAGUGGCCAUGCCACUUUGCAUUUUCCGCCUGUCACUUCUUCAGUGCUGCCCAAAGGAAAGCACGAUGGCGCUUGUCAAUCUCUUUAACGGCCUAGGCUGACAAGCUGCAGCAGAUCGCAACGUGGACAGGUAUAGCCGAGAGGGGCGUUUGGGUGAGCGCCGCCCUCCGCGCUGUCGUAAGCAACGUGGACAAGUAUUCUAGCGGCCGAUGGAGUCGACGAAGCGCUGCUCCUGCUCCCAGCACAACAUGGUUGGGAACUCUUGAACACGACACGGGAACACCGAUAGCACUUUGGCACCUCUUGUACUAGGAACAAGACAAUACAAUCUAUCUAAGGCAAAGGUUAACGCCGACUGGAUGUAAAGGCUUUUACUCGAGUUUGAUCUUGAGGGUUCGAAGCAGAAUAAAUCGACUGUCUCUUGCGUUAACUGUCGAGUUCUAGAAUACGUCCAAGUCUGAACAACUGUUCCAGGUACCCCGUGGCAGCCUAUCAGUGGUAAAAGCCUCGUCGACCCAGACGACGUCCGGUCAUUCGAUGAGUACGAUGCACCGCUCAUCGACUCAUGGCGGCCUUGCGGGACGGUCACAAGGUGAGUGACGUACCAUCGCUCGUAUGGUGUAUAUGCACAUUGCAGAGCACCAUCUCUGAUCUCUGCCAUCUAGGUGUGUUACCUUCAUCGCAUCAAGUUCAGAAGACUACUGACCGCUUCCCACAAAGCCAAAGAAAAAGAAGAGCUUGCCACGAUUGGUUACAGGCACACAAUUUUCAGUCUGUUAUUACUACUGUUUCUGAACUUUUAAGGAGGACCAUGUUUCCUUAUCGGUUAUUCAGGUGAGAUCGACAAGUGGUAAUGUCUUCUCAACCUUUCUCUGAUCCUUUUGUUCAGCAGAUUCCCGCAAAACCUCCAAUAGAGGAACCCACACAACCGAUCGAUCACGUGCUGCAUAGCGAAGUGCCGAGUGCGUGUGGUCAGACGCGUCAAGUUUGGUAGCCAAGUCGCUGAGUGCAAUAGCUUCAUGGAGGAAGUGAAACUGGAGAAGGAAAUGCAGCAAAAGGUGGAUGAGGAGAUUGACCAAACAGCUAAGGAAGAAGGAAGCAGCAGGUUCCAAGAGCACCCGAUGCCAGACUUCUCUAAUUAAGCCCUUUGUGCCAAAAAGGUAAAACUUUUUAUGUGAGAAAUUUAGGUCAGUGAAGCUUCCUGCAAUUCCUAGGGAGCCAAGAUUUCACACCAGGUUGACGAGGCGCAUCUCAAAGUUGUAAUGAGCUUUGAAAGUAGUUUCCUUGGUAGCUGCUAGCAAGUAGAAGCUGCAUUUUUUUUUCCCUUAAAUUGGUGCUUCUUGGAUUCUACUGUUUUGUAUUCAUUAAAAAUACUGAAUCUUUUAGUUUUAUAAUUUUUUAACACUUCA
Messenger RNA from Sorghum bicolor (sorghum), 5786 nucleotides. Its product is annotated as probable leucine-rich repeat receptor-like protein kinase At1g35710. Lineage: Eukaryota; Viridiplantae; Streptophyta; Magnoliopsida; Poales; Poaceae. The transcript is spliced from 4 exons. Gene Ontology annotation, molecular function: protein binding. Bases 844 to 3723 code for a protein of 959 amino acids. The record is from RefSeq and is a predicted model, not a curated record.